This is a messenger RNA of Miscanthus lutarioriparius, 999 nucleotides long. Lineage: Eukaryota; Viridiplantae; Streptophyta; Magnoliopsida; Poales; Poaceae. The record is from the annotation of a GenBank genome assembly.
AUGGCGCCCGAGGGCAAGAAGCGCCUGGCGCCCAGCGGCCGCCAUCGAUUCGGUCGAGCGAGGAGGCCGCCGGUGCUUCGAGCAAGCUCGAGGCGGCGGCGACGGAGCCGGCAACUCGGGGCGGGGAAGCGCGUCAAAGCGCGCCCAAGCCCGAGACGGAUUACUUCCGGAGAAAAGAAAUCUGAUUGUGUUUGGCUGCCUUGUAUGACGACUUCGCUAUUUACGUUCACGCGCAUUUUGACUAAUGAUUUUUGCUAUGUUCAGGAGGAUCUAUGGUUAUCUGCUUUCCCUGUUGGCACUGAGUGGGAAAACAUUGAUAAGGUAAAGGAGUUCAACUGGAGCUUCGAAAAUUUAGAGGUAGACUGUCCCUUCCCUCCUUCAGAUAAAAUUGGGAUAAACUCUGUCCAAAGGGAAAAUGAGGAAAUAGUGCCAAUGAAGGCUAUGAAGAUGGCAUGGGUGCCUUAUGUUCCCCUUGAGGACCGGCUUAGCAGGAUUGACAGUUUGAAAACAAAAAUAUUCACUCUCGGAUGCACGCAGCGAAGGUCUGCACUGAAGCAUCUCAAAAUUGAGAGAGUCAAGAAGUUUGACUACUGCAUGCCUUAUUAUAUGCCACUGCAACCUCUUGAAGACGAAGAUGACACAGUUAUCAGUUUCUUAUAUCCUCUAGAACCCCCAAUAGUAGACGAGUUUGACUGGGAAAUGGAUGAUUACGAGGAUUCUGCAGAUCAGAAAGUUCAAGAAGGUAUGCCAGAGGGUGAGAAAGAAAAAUUCAAGGAGUUUCUGAAGGAGAAGGUUAGAGAAAGGAAGAGAGAGCUGAAACAGGCUAAAGAAGCCAGGAAGAAAGCUAUUGAUGACAUGGAUCCUAAGAUGAAAGAGGCAUUCGAGAAUAUCAAAUUUUACAAAUUUUAUCCUGUGAAAACCCCAGACACGCCUGAUGUAAACAAUGUAAAGGCUAGGUACAUCAACAGAUACUACAGGAAUGCCCAUUAUCUGAUGUGA